Trichobilharzia szidati is the source of this 1413-nucleotide messenger RNA. NCBI's taxonomy places the organism in Eukaryota, Metazoa, Platyhelminthes, Trematoda, Strigeidida, Schistosomatidae. The record is from the annotation of a GenBank genome assembly.
AUGUAUCCACGUAUCCCACCGCGUAUCUAUCCACGUAUGUAUCCACAUAUCAAUUCACGUAUCUAUCCUCGGUACGGUCCACGUAUCUAUCCACGUAUCAAUUCACGUAUCAAUCCACGUACCUAUUCAGGUAUCCAGCCUCGUAUCAAUCCACGUAUCAAGAGACGUAUCUAUCCACAUAUCAAUACACGCAUAUAUCCACGCAUCCAUCCACGUAUAUAUCAACGUAUCUAUCCCCGAAACUAUACACGCAUCGAUUCACUUUUCAAUCCAGGUAUCCAGCCACGUAUCAAUCCACCUAUCCAAAGAUGUAUCUAUCCACAUAUCAAUACACGUAUAUAUCCACGCAUCCUUAUACGUAUAUAUCAACGUAUCUAUCCAGGUAUCUAUCCACGGUUAUAUCCACGUAUCAAUCCGGGCAUCAAUCAACGUAACCAUACAGGAUUCUCUCCACGUAUCUAUCCACGUAUCAAACGACGUAUCGAUCCACAUAUCAAUCCACGUAUAAAUCCACAUAUCAAUCCACGUAUCUAUUCACACUUCAAUCCACGUAUCAAUCCACGUGUCUAUCCACGUAUCUUUCCACGUAUAAAUCCAAGCAUCAAUCCACGCAUCAAACCACGUAUCUAUCCGCGGUCCUCUCCACGUAUGUAUCCACGUAUCUCUCCAAAUAUCAAUCCACGUAAAAAUCCGGGCAUCAUUCCACGAAACUAUACAGGAUUAUAUCCACGUAUAUAUCCCCGUAUCCAACCAGGUAUUUAUCCACGUACCUAUCAACAUAUCAUUUCACGUAACUAUCCACUGUUCUCUCCACCUAUCUGUCCAGGUAUCCAGCCACGUAUCAAUCCACGUAUCAAAAGACGUAUCUAUCCACAUAUCAAUUCACGUAUAAAUCCACAUAUCAAUCCACGAAUCUUCCAACGUAUCUAUUCACGGUUCUAUCCACGUAUCAAUCCACGCAUCAAUCCACGUAUUUAUCCAGGUAUCUAUCCAUGGAUCAAUCCACGAAUCAAUCAGGGCAUCAAUCCACGUAACUAUACUGGAUUCUCUCCACGUAUCUAUCCACGUAUCCAACCACGUAUCUGUCCACGUACCUAUUCAGGUAUCCAGCCACGUAUCAAUCCACGUAUCAAGAGACGUAUCUAUCCACAUAUCAAUACACGCAUAUAUCCACGCAUCCAUCCACGUAUAUAUCAACGUAUCUAUCCCCGAAUCUAUCCACGUAUCUAUUCACUUUUCAAUCCAGGUAUCCAGCCACGUAUUAAUCCACGUAUUAUAAGACGUAACUAUCCACAUAAAAAUACACGUAUAAAUACAGGUAUCCAUCCACGUAUCUAUCCACGUAUCCAACCACGUAUCUGUCCACGUACCUAUUCAGGUAUCAAACCACGUAACAAUCCACGUAUCAAAUGA